This is a messenger RNA of Paramecium sonneborni, 909 nucleotides long. The record is from the annotation of a GenBank genome assembly. Lineage: Eukaryota; Ciliophora; Oligohymenophorea; Peniculida; Parameciidae.
AUUUCGAUAGCAGCAUGAUUGUAAGAUUAAUAUUGACAAUCUAUAAUGAAAAUGUGAUAAUAAAUUAAUUAGUUAAUAAAGGAGAAAUAUAAAUUAUAGAUGAAUAUUAGAAAUUAAAAAAAGUAUUAAUAUAUAUAAGGAAUACAAUAUAUGGGAUAAGUAUUGAAUAUAAAGAUGAUAAAAAUAAUAUUGAAUAUUUUCAGAUCAUUCUCAUAAUUUAAGCAAUUUCUUUUGAUAAGAUUUAUAAGGAGGGUGUAACAACACUAAUAAUGGCAGCUAUCAUGGCAAUUAUAAUAAUGAUUAUCAACAUUUACCAGGGGAAUACAAAAAUUAAUGGUAAUUAAGUAAAUAGUGUCUAUUAUAAAGCCAUAGAUUAUCCAAUAACAAAUCCAACCAUUAAACCAAUAAAACUAGAACUAAAAACUAAUGUAAAAGCUUCCAUGAUAUAAACAAUAGUAAUAGAUAUUUUAGUAUUACCAAUAGCCCUAAGUACAGAUAUUUCUUUAACUUAUUCUAACAUGUUAGCAGACAUUGAUGUCAUUAAACUAAAGAAUGAUAAAACCAUAACAACUCCAGUUAAGAAACUAAAUAUAAUUUAAAUGAGUUAUUGACUUUAUUAAAUGGAUGUUUCAUAAUCUCUAUAAUCCCAAAUUUUAGCAGAGACUCCAUUUGCAUCUAUAUACUUUUUGAAUUGACCAUAAACAUUAUCAAGAUUACCUGAAUUAGAGAUAGUAAUUAGUAAUCUUCUCAUAGGAUAGUUUUCAAUUGCAUCUAUUUAAUUUCCACAAAGUCUUCUAUAUGUUGGUAGAGAUACAACAACAUUUUAUUCUUAAACACUAGGUAAACUACUAAAUUUAAGUGCAGGUGCCGAUGUAAUUAUUGAAGAUGCUCUCAUUUAAUGAUAUUAGC